AUGUCACCAAGUAGAUCGAAUGGGAUUUCGUGCAAACAGAUCGAAAUCCUCGUUUCUACUUUCUCUCCUGCGGGGGGUUGGACGUUCCUCGGAAUUGCAGCAGGGAACGUUGCAGCUGGUGUUCAAGCAAAGAAUGAUUCUCCAUUGCCCCAUCUAGACCCACCUAUUACUUACACAUAUGCGCUAUGUUUGAAAGAUAUUGAAGUCUGCAACUCUGGAACUCAGGAACUCUGCAACAAUGGUGAAGUGGGUGCUGACCACAUGGACGGGUGCCUUUCCUUCGCAGAUAUAAGGAGGCGAAGUACCAUUGACAAUAGUUGUAGGAGACUACUAAACUUUACCGGGCUUUCAUAUCUUAUGGCUAAUAAACCUCCAUAA
Messenger RNA from Nezara viridula (southern green stink bug), 378 nucleotides. The record is from the annotation of a GenBank genome assembly. Lineage: Eukaryota; Metazoa; Arthropoda; Insecta; Hemiptera; Pentatomidae.